This is a messenger RNA of Macrobrachium nipponense, 6890 nucleotides long. RefSeq lists its product as uncharacterized. Lineage: Eukaryota; Metazoa; Arthropoda; Malacostraca; Decapoda; Palaemonidae. The transcript is spliced from 2 exons. The coding region runs from base 1460 to 2515 and encodes 351 amino acids. The record is from RefSeq and is a predicted model, not a curated record.
CACAUCGUGCGUUAGUACAAACAUAUUCUGAGAGCGUGUACCAAAAUUUGGUCACGCAGUUGAGACAAGAAGGAGGUCAGCUUCGAGAGCUGUACAAACGUCAAGUCUUAAAGUUAGAAUCUAGCUUAGAUACCAGAAUCAGGCAAGUCUUAGCAGAAGCUGUGCUAGCUUCUACCCUUUUGUUGAAUCCAAUCGAUAAACUGAAAGUCACUCAGACAGGGAAUGUUUCUCUCCCCAAAUUGAAACCGCUGCCUCUCCCACUUUUGAAGGGGAAGUGCAGGAAUAUAAUUCUUACAGAGAAUUGUUCACGAUCCACAUGGAUUGAAGGGCAGAUUUGGACGACGUGUCAAAAUUUACUUACUUGUUAGGGACUCUGGGCAGGGAUCAGCUUAGGAUCGUUAAAUCCCUAAGUGUAACCGCCGCGAAUUACCAGGUAGCGCUAGAUCUCUUGGAUAAGCAAUAUGGUAAUGUACACCAAACGCUCGUGAUCUUGCAUCAAAAACUUGCCAACAUACUCGUACCCUUGUUGAACCCUGUAGAGCUGAAGAAGUUCAGGUUUGAGUUAACAGUGAUCAUUGAGCAAAUAUAGAGGCUCUGUACUAAUGAUAUAGGCCAUGGCAUGGACAUGAGCCUUAUCAAUCAGAAGUUGUCAGAAGGUAAGCUCUAUUGAAAGGUGGUCGAACACCUCAGAAAAUACGACUAUAAUUUAGAAGAAUUUUUUGAAGCUAUAGACUUCAUAAUUCGCAUGUUGGAAGAUGACGCAUUACAGCGAGGCGAGAAAUUAGAAUCUGAUAAGAAAAACUAUGUCAGCGUUAGACCCAAAAUGAAACCCAUGCAGAAUAAUUUUUGUCCCUUUUGCAAUGAACAGCACACGAGCCGAGUAAGUGACGUGGCUGCCAGACGCCGCAUUCUACUAAGGAAGGGUCAGUGUUUUAAUUGCCUUCAGUCAGGUCACCGUAGUGAUAGAUGCCCUAAACCCAAUUCAUGUAAAAGUUGUGGAAAUAAUCAUAAUACUUCCAUUUGUGAAAAUAGCAGCUUCAGAUGGGCACAUUCAGUUCCCUCCACUUCGUCCCAAAAUAAUCCCAGUUUAGUAAGUAACAGUCAAGCUACAACCUCCCGCCCUGUAGUAAAUGCGAUGCCCAGGCAGCACGAUAGAAACACCCUUCCACCCAUAGAAAAAGUAGAAUCACAACCGUGUAAGAGUGCUAAAGUAGCCCAAACGUCCAGUGUAGAUCUUCCCUGUACGAUUUUGCCAACGGCCAUGGCCGAGAUCCAUCACAAGUAGGGGAGUAAACGGGUUCGCUUGUUUUUGGACACUGGGAGUCAACGAAGCUUUAUCUCUACUAAAACUGCAAAGGAGUUAGGCCUGCCAGUGGUAGGCAAAGUGUCAUCAAACAUUGCUCCCUUUGGUUCAGCAGAAAUCAGUGGCCAGUAUGACGUUGUGAGUUGCCGGGUAGAGAUGGGUAAUAAAAUUGUUCGAAUGAAACUAGUUGUUCACGAGAACGUAGACGUCCUGAUUCAUAACGCAGGUUAUGUAAGAGUAAGACAACACCUAGUAGGGAAGGGAGUCACGUUAGCAGAUCCUUACAGUAAGAGCGAUAAGUUACGAAACGUGCACAUUCUUGUGGGUGCAGACUAUUUUAAUUAUUUCAUUAUUGGAGUAGAAAAGAUCGACGGGAUAAGUCUUUUUCUGACCCAUAAUGGCAUGUCGCCAUAUGGGAGAGUGCCACAGUGGCUAUUAGAAGGUCACAAGAUAGAUCAUGUGAGGACGCUCAGGGUAUGUAGGGUCGCGAGCGAACCAAUUGCAUUUGAUGUUGAUGAAUGGUGGUGUUUGGAUACCGUAGGCAUCGCCCCAUCCGAGCAGUACACUGUCCGUGAAGCGGAAGCCAUGCGAAAGGUUUUGCAGAGUGUAACGAAGAAGCCUGAGGGAUACCAGGUUAGUUUGCCGUUCCGUUCAGAAGGUAGGCCAGAAACAAACUUUAGAAAUGCUGUAGCACAGCUGGAUUCACUGCAAACCAAAUUUCAGAAAGACAAGAAAUACUAUAAUCAAUAUCAGGGAGUGAUCGACAAAUACCUGGAGGCAAGAUUUAUAUAUGAAGUAAAAGAUCCAAAAAUAGAAGGAUACUACAUGCCGCAUUUCGGCAUUAAUAAAGAUAGCAGCACGACCCCUCUUAGAAUCGUAUUCAAUGCCUCAUCUAAAGCUAAGAAUAAUAAAUCCUUAAAUGAAUGCCUGUUACCUGGGCCUAAUUUAGUAGAGUUGGCCUAUAAUUUGCUUCUAAAGUUUCGAAUGAAUAAAUACGCCAUGCUUGCAGACAUAAGCAAAGCAUUUCGUAGAGUACUGUUAGAUCCCCGUGAUGCCAAAUAUACAAGAUUCCUGUGGCGAGAGGUAGCAGGUCGAGCGCUGACCUUCGCUUUCAGAGUCGUGGUGUUCAGCAUCACGGCUAGUCCCGUUUUGUUACAACAAGUAUUGAGUCAUCAUUUUAGUUUAGAAGGAAGACCUGAAGUAGGCAAGUAAUUUUACGUUGAUAACUAUGUUAGUACCUUUCAAAGUCUGGAUGAGAUGAAAAAAGAACAAGAAUCUGUCCAUGCAAUUUUGGAUGGGGCCAGAAUGGCGUUGGAAGGGUGGGCAACGAACAGUAUAGCCUUCAAUAGCGAGAGAGUGGAAAGAACCUGUGAAUGUGAGCGUGCUCGGGCUGAGAUGGGCUCGAGACGUCGACCGUCUGUGUGUGAAAGAGAGUGAGAGGAUUCGUGAAAUGGGGGAGGGAUGGGUACCUACGAAAUGUAGGGUACUAUCUUUGGUAGUGUCAAUUUACGAUCCGCUAGGUCUAGUCAGUCCUUUAUUUGUUAGGGGAAAGCUGUUUCUCCAACAACUUUGGGAACAAGAGAUUGGAUGGGAUGACGUGUUAUGUAAGGAAAAGGCUAAAGAAGCGCAAGAACUGUUAGCAGAGUUGAAAUCAGUCAGUGAUUUAACAUUUCCUAGAGCGGCAGGAGUCAGAAGAUCCGAACUCCAUAUAUUCACCGAUGCCAGUAGUAGGGCAUACGGUGCUGUAGCGUAUGUCAGAGAUAAAGAAAGUAACGUAAAAUUACUCACCAGCAAAAUGAGAAUCACUCCAAAAGGGAUGCUCAAAAUCACCAUCCCUAAAUUAGAACUUUUAGCUUUGCUGCUAAGUUGUAGGCUAGCAAAAACGAUUAAAGGUCUAAUAGAGCCACAAGAGAUUAGUAUCUGGUCAGAUAGCAAAGUUGCAUUAGCCUGGGUGGCAUCCCCGGAUGCCAAAAACAACAAAAAUAUCUUUAUAUCUAACCGUGUGGCGGAAGUUGUUUUUCUCUGCCAGAUUUGUGAUUUCAGAUUGAAGUAUGUGCCCAGCAAACAGAAUCCUGUGAUGUCUUGUCUAGGGGCGCAACAAUCCAGCAAUUGCAGCAGAACCCUCUUUGGCGCCAGGGUCCAGAGUUCUUGGGAAUCCCAGAAAUGCUGGACGCCAGGCCUGAGGUCUAUUGCUAAGCAAGUUGUACGGAAGUGUCCAGAAUGCGUGCUAGCCUUCCAACCUCCGAUGAGACAACCACCACCAACCCCCCCUACCGAAGGAAAGGAUCACCUUGCAGAAACCAUUUGCCGCAGUCGGUGUGGACCACACCGCGGCCAUACAAACAGAAAUGCGACCAGGCUAUAUCCUCAUCAUGACUUGCAUGGCCACCAGGGCCGUGUAUUUAGAUUUCUGCCCCUCCUUGGAUGCUGAGGAAUUUGUUCUAGCUCUUCGAAGAUUCAGUGCUACGCAUGGAGCCCCGACCUUAAUCACUUCUGAUAAUCACCAAACGUUCAAGACGGCCAGCAACCUCCUUCAGGGACUUUAUGAAGAGGAUGAAGUCCAACAGUUCCUGAGGAGGACUGGCGUAGAAUGGCAAUUUCAAACCCCACGUGCGCCGUGGAAAGGCGGUUUUUUCGAACGUCUGAUUGGUGUUACGAAGCGUGCCCUUCAGAUUGCCCUCGGGAGAAAGAAUCUGCCGGAGGCCCUCGUAUUAACUCUAGUGAAAGAGGCGGAGGCGGUAGUUAAUAAUAGGCCGUUGAUGUAUAGUGGUGACAAGUGCGAGGACGAGGUCCUCACCCCCUCUCAUUUAGUGCGAGGUCACUUAAUUAACUUAAUGGCACCUGUUUUGCCAGAUGAAGACCUUAAUGCUACCUUCACCUCCUGGAGGCUACGGGAUCGAUAUCUUAAACUAACAGACACUUUGAAAGCCUUCUGGGAGAGGUGGAGGAAGGAGUACCUAAGUGCCCUAAGAGCCUGACACGAUUGUCAGUCUGGGGAACCCACCAAGCUGCACCCCGGAGACAUCGUGUUAGUAAAGCAAGAAAAUCAAAAGCGGGCAACGUGGCCCCUUGAACGCAUCGUGGAGACGUACCCGGACGACGACGGUGUCGUGCAUUCGGCCAAGGUAUUGUUCGAAGAUGUUGAGUCCCUGCGUGCUGUCAGCCACUUGGUCCCCCUGGAACUUGCCUCCUCAGAUGACGAUGAUGGCAUUGGAGACGAACGGCGUGACGAUGUUGAUGGUGUGACGGAGGAGAUGGUGCGAGACGACGACGGCAACGAAGAGGUCCGAGACGAGGGAGCGUACAGCCCAGCAGUAGGUGUUCCAGGAAAUGUUGUGACGUCUGGGGACGACCAAGGGAUGGCACUGGCUGCAACAUCUGAACAACCAGCCACAAAGGUCUUGAGUGACGUAGAAGACACUGACGAUAUUGGUUACGAUUCGAGCGAUACCAAUGCGGUAAGUGAGAGUGCUGAAGUGAAUGAUACUGAGGUAUCGAGUGGUAGUGAUGCUGACGUUCAGUUAGGCGGACAAAGACGUUCUGCACGCCCUUUGAGAAAGGCUGCUGCUAAGCAGCGCGAGUUAAUGAAGCGCUUAAUGGAAAGCGACUAUAUCUAAGUUAUAGCUAGAAACAGUGAAAGAAAAUGGGAAGGUCCCUUAUUCUGGUAGGCAGGGAGGGUGGACCCAAGUAAGUGUAAGUGUAGGUGAGUUGAAUCCUCAGAGGAUGGAAGUGCGUUGGGUUAGCGUAAGGUGGUGGGAGCCCCCUCUUGUGCAAACAAGUCGAGCGUUGUGCGGAGAUAGCCCCCACCCUCAAGGUAAAUUACCAAAAUGUAUAUGAGUAAUGAGUACUUCUUAUAGAGAAGUGAAAGAGUUUUGAGGGCAUGUGUCCCGUGAAAGAGUACAUACUGAAUCGGUUGUAAUCUAUGUUUCCUUAAAGGCGAAUGGCCUGUCGAUCUGAUUAUGCUUGUUGAUUAUUGAAGGCGAGUAGCCUAGAAUAACAAGCGUGUUGCAUGAAGAAUGUUGAAGGCAGAGUGCCUUAUGAGUGUUCCUAUUAACAUAUUGCUUUAUAGAAGCGUUAGUUGAAGGUGAAGAGCCUAAUAUAGAAGUUUCUCUUGCAUGUUGUAUUGCAUUUUGAGGCGAGUGCCUAAAGUCUAUGCUUGUUGCAUACAAAGUUGUACAUACAUGACUGUUUCCAUUUUCAUGCCAUUGAUUGAGUAAAGGCAGAUUGCCUUAUGAGAGUGUAUAUUCAUGUUUCCUUGAUUGUGAUUUUCCAUUUAUGCUUUUGAUCUUAUUGCAGGCCCAUUGCCUAUUGAGUUUCUAUGCUGAUUCAUGUCUACCUUGUGUGUAUGGGUACAUUUGUAUAUAUAUAUGUCUGCCAUUGAUAUUUUAUUUGUAUAUGUGUGACAUUGAUUACCCCGGGUGUAAUAUUGAUGUAUUCUUUUUUGCCAUGUCAUGUUUUUUGUGUCCUCUGUUAGAGUUGCUGUGGAGCGCUACGCAGCGAGCCUGACUGAGUAGUGUAGGAGUGGUUACUCCCCCCCCGAGCUCAGUCUUUCCUGAAUUGUCCAGCAUUUCAACGCCCCAUACUUUGGGUGUGGAGUAUGUCAUGAAUUUCGAACUGAUCAUUCGAAAUCCCCGCCAUUUAACUUCACAAGUGUUGCGUUAAAUUGGGGCAAGACUGAGGGAUCUCGUGGGCAGAAAGCUGUCCAAUACACGACAGAGUUAAGACGUAAUUCUUAAAUGCCUGGCGGUGAAGGAGCGCGUCUUAUAGUAAUGAAGACGCAACGAAUUUUCAUUAAUGAAUAUGAUUUGCUAUUCCCUAGUAUGAGCUAAAUUGUCAAUGUAGAGAUUUGGAGCCAAGGACUCCAUAGCCAUUCAAGAAUUUGCAGAUUACGGCCUUCAGCCAGAACUUUGAGUCAAUUCAUUGAACCCAGAUGAUAAAUGUUAUUUUUCCCAUUCAUAAGUAAAGUAGAUUAAUUGAUCUCCGUAAUGUCUAAAUAAGCGAUGAUUCCUGCCUGAAUUCUGAAUUACAAGGAUUCUGUAGUUUAUGCGGGAAAGCGUAAGUUUCCUUUGAAGUAGGGCGAAGCGACGCCUCAUUCCUGCCCUAGUCCUGAACGUCGUAAGUACCGUGAUAUUUGUGUGUCUCUCGAUUCUCCAACUCCCAGCCAUCGCCAUGCUAGGUCGAAUUCCGUCGUAACUGUAAGUUAUCUUUAUCCACAUAUAGAUGUGUCAUCCCUGCAAUGAGGGACUUGAUUUGUGCAGCAAACGAAAGCUGCAAGUGUAAGAAUGUCAUUUAUUUGUGAUUUAGAGUAAAUGGGUCUCGUAUUAUUGUGUAUUUUCGUUCAGUCGUGGACUUAGUGCUUUUCAAGCACAUGAUGUCAAAGACCCUAAGGGCUAUAACAAACUCAUGAGAGCUUUCAGGUUCCUUGAAUUAAAUUAAUGAGAGUAGUAAGAAACUGCGUGUGCAGUGGAAUUUUGCUAGUAACGUCAAUUUCAGUGUUGGUUCUUAAUGCACAUUGGCUUAGCCGCCCGUGAUGCUCUUUCAUUCAUGUUCAGUGUAUUGUUAAUGUGUUUAAAUGUUUAUUUUUUGU